UUUUGCCGUCUGCCCUCUACCCGUCGCCACUCCCUCCCCCUCUUCUCACCCCUUUGCCCCGUGUCACUCCCCCUCUUUCACUCCCUGCUUUUCCUUCCAGUAUGGUUCUUCUGUUGUGCCUUUGGCUCUGGUGAGGGGAGCUGGGGGAGGGAUCUCGCGAUUGUUGGACUUUUUUUCGGGGAGGGGGGUUAUUUGGAAGAUGGCGCCCGUUGUUACGGGGAAGUUUGGUGAGCGACAUCAGCCUCAGCGUUUGACAAGGGAGGCUAUGAGGAAUUACUUGAAGGGGAAAGAUGAUCAAACAGUGCUCAUACUCCAUGCAAAAGUUGCUCAAAAGUCAUAUGGCAAUGAAAAAAGGUUUUUCUGCCCCCCCCCAUGUGUGUAUCUGAUGGGCAGUGGCUGGCAGAAGAAGUUAGAGACUAUGGAAAAGGAGGGUUGCACAGAGCAGGAGGCUCAGCCGUGUGCGUUCAUUGGGAUAGGAAAUAGUGAGCAGGAGAUGCAGCAACUCAAUCUGGAGGGGAAGCACUUCUGCACAGCGAAGACACUGUAUAUCAGUGACACGGAUAAAAGGAAACACUUCAUGCUGUCUGUGAAGAUGUUAUAUGGCAACAGCGCCAACAUAGGAGUCUUCCUCAGCAAGAGGAUCAAGGUCAUUUCCAAGCCCUCUAAGAAGAAACAGUCCUUGAAAAAUGCAGAUUUGUGUAUCGCUUCAGGGACUAAAGUGGCAUUGUUUAACCGCCUGCGUUCCCAGACGGUUAGCACCAGGUAUCUUCAUGUGGAGGGGGGGAACUUUUAUGCCAGCUCCCAACAGUGGGGUGCCUUCUACAUCCACCUGUUGGACGAUGAUGAGUCUGAAGGAGAGGAGUUUGCUGUGAGAGACGGCUAUAUUCACUAUGGCCAGACGGUCAAAUUGGUCUGUUCUGUUACUGGCAUGGCCCUGCCCAGACUGGUCAUUCGCAAAGUGGACAAGCAGACUGCAUUAAUGGAUGCAGAUGACCCAGUGUCCCAGCUUCACAAGUGUUGCUUCUACCUGAAAGAUACAGACCGAAUGUAUCUCUGUCUCUCACAGGAGAGGAUCAUCCAGUUCCAGGCCACACAGUGCUCCAAAGAGACUAACAAGGAGAUUGUUAACGAUGGGGCUUCCUGGACAAUCAUUAGCACUGACAAGGCUGAGUACACCUUUUUUGAGGGAAUGGGCCCUGUCCACACACCGGUCACACCUGUCCCUGUGGUGGAAAGUCUGCAGUUAAACGGGGGAGGAGAUGUGGCAAUGUUGGAGCUGACGGGGCAGAACUUCACCCCUAACCUCAGAGUGUGGUUUGGAGAUGUGGAGGCUGACACCAUGUACAGAUGUGGAGAGAGCGUCCUGUGUGUGGUGCCAGAUAUUUCUGCCUUCAGGGAGGGAUGGCGCUGGGUGAGACAGCCAGUUCAGGUCCCCGUCACGCUGGUCCGCAAUGAUGGAAUCAUCUACUCCACCGCCCUCACCUUCACCUACACCCCUGAACCAGGGCCCCGACCCCACUGCAGUGCUGCUGGGGCCAUCCUGCGGUCACACAGCACCUCUUCUUCAUCACCAGCAUCUUCGGCCUCACCAUCUUCCUCGUUGGGCGGGCUCGGGGACAGCCAUGGGGCUUACAACAAUAGUGACUCGGGCAUGUCGUCAGGGGCGUCGACCAUGGCGGUGCUGUCAUAGUAAUACUUACUAUGUGUGUGUUGUUGUUUUUUUGUGUGUGUGGUUUGAAUGACUGAGUUAGAAAAUGUGUGCAUGUACUUUCCAAAGAGGCUCAUGGACCUGUGAAGAAUUGCACACAGAUUCGGAAACUCUUCAUCGGAGAGCAACUGUGAUUAUCAGGAAUGCUACAGUUGGGAGAAAAAAAAGACAAUUAAAUUGAUGGGGUGACUGAAGCAUCGCUUUGGCUCCCUCUUGUGGUUUGUUGUGGGUAUGUCAAAGUCCCACUUAAACAGACCCUGAUAUCCAAGACCUUCACCUAAAAGAAGAUUAAUCUGCCUUCUAACUCCCACAACAACCUGAUUUGUCCAAGAACCAUUUUGUUUUUAUAUGCCUUAGGGUUUGCAAGCUAUUUUCACUAUGCUCUCUUUCUACCAAGGUCAUGUUUUUAUUGAAGAACUUGUUGAUUUUUAUGUGGUGUGCAAGGGAAAAAAAUUGUUGUAAAAGUAACAUAGUUUUUACGGACCAAGGAAUAUUAUUAUACUAUUUUAUUCAUAUUAUAUUUUAUAAGCUUUUGCUAAGGUACAUUUUGACAUUUUUUUGUAUGAAACUGCAAAGUCAGUUCAUUUUUGUUACCAAAUAGAAUUUUUCAUGUCAUUGACUCCUACUUGAGUUUUGCCUCAGUGGGUGGUCAAGGCGGAAAUGGCUUGUAAUGUGUCUCUUAAUAGUUUGACUUCAGGUCCUCUGCUUUUCUCCCCUUUCUUUAAUCUCCACUGGUGUGUUUUGGAAUUAGACUGCCAAAUUCAUAAUUACUUAAGAGUCAUUACAGCCGAUUUCACUAUCCUACAUGCUGUAUAACAAUGACUGAAAUGAUCAGGCAAAGGUUUUUAGGAGAUUCAUCAGACAAUUAAGACAUGCGCAUAUCUGCCCAUAGUUCUCUUCUAGGUCACUGGGCUUGACUGAUCAGUCCUAAAAUACUUUUUUUAUAACAGAAAUAUGAUACUAAUUUUUUACGAGUGUAGUGUGUGUGUGUGUGUGUGUGUGUGUGUGUGUGUGUGUGUGUGUGUGUGUGUGUGUGUGUGAGAGAGAGAGAGAGAGAGAGAGAGAGAGAGAGUGAAUAUGUAAAACGCCAUUGAUGCAUUCUGGUAGACCAAGGCCUGUGUUUUCUACUCAGUAUGCUGUUUUUGUACCAGAGUGCUUAAACUCAAAUCUAAAUAUGACCAGUCCCUCUUUUACCAUAGCUAUGUACACAGCAGUGUAAACAAAAUUACAGUAUUAAGUUUAUAUAAAUUACUAAGGAAAGGAGCAAUGAAAGAAAAUCUAAUAUCUUUCUACUGAAAAAGAUUUCAUUUUGUGCACAUGGCACAUUUGUUUUUGAGAGGCCUCAAGUUUCCUUUUGAGUUUGUGCUUUUGUUUUGGAGGAGAAGCUUUAACACCGCCUCUGCCAUCUAGCUUGUAGCACUUUCCUCACAGCCCACCUGAGCUCAGCAAUGUCUCUUUGGGAUUGAGCGUUGCUGAGUCAUGUUUUGUCAAACACACCAUCUGACUGCAAAUGCAGUUGAACUAAUCACCCGUGGUUGUGCUUUGGUACUUAUGUGAUGAGGUGAUGAUUUGUACAGAUUCAAACUGCCUACCUACCUUUUUCAGCCGGUUGAACAUUAAAAAAAAUGGAUCUUUAACUUACUAAACUAGUCAGGAAUGACAUUGUCGUUCAGGUUAUGUUGCCUUAAAAACCACUACCAAUAGCAUCUGUCUUGCUUAAAAUGUCUCACAAAGUAUCCUGACUUCCUCAUGCUUUUUGUAUUAUACUGUAUAUGUUUCAGGACUGAGUUUCAAGUAAAUGUGCAAGGUUGGCCAGCUUACUGCCAGGUGGAUGUUUUCAUGACAAUGAUGUGAAUUACUUAAUUUCUUUUAUAUGUAUAUUCACCAUUGCCUAAAAAGUAGAUUUAUGGUUGUAUAGGUAAGUAUUUACAUCAUAACAAUCCAGCGACACGACACCUCUUUGUGGUAGCAUCAAGUGACAUCUGAACAGUCUGUCUAUUGCCACAACAGUUCCUUUUCCUGCGGCCAGUAUAGAAUAUUCUUGAUUUAAUGUUUUAUAUCACAGCAGUUUGCUAAAGGGCGUACUUUCAGUAAUCCAAUGACACUGUAGUUGGUUGGAGGUGGUGGGAUGUGGCAUUUUUGGUCACCCCAUUUCCACACCUGAUAAUGUCUUUGCCCAGACAUUGGAUCUCCACUAAGUACCUGGUUAGUUUCUUCUUUGUGUCUGUAUUCUCAACUCUGUUUUUUUUGUCACUCAAGUCACCAUGUACUACACAAUAUCUACAAGGCUAGGUUGGAUCUAAGUUAGUACUGUCAUAAGGUCAACUGUGAGAUUGCAUGUUAAAUGAACCUCAUCAUGUCAUCAUACUGGCAGCUUUAUGAGCAUUUUCACUGCUCUUGUGUUUUAUGGAAAAGUGUAUUUACUCUCGUAUACAGCCUUUUGUUUCUUACUGCUCGUUCCAUAUAUCAUAAUAUCCCUCCGUGUUUUCAUUCUGGUGUAUUACUCUUUAAGUAACUCAAUCUGUCGAAGUUCUUAAGUGAAAGGUCAUGAAUAAAAACAAGUUGAAGUUGAA
Molecule: messenger RNA, 4281 nt
Organism: Micropterus dolomieu (smallmouth bass)
Lineage: Eukaryota; Metazoa; Chordata; Actinopteri; Centrarchiformes; Centrarchidae
Product: recombining binding protein suppressor of hairless-like
Exons: 11
Coding region: 200-1690 (496 amino acids)
Biological process (GO): regulation of transcription by RNA polymerase II; Notch signaling pathway
Cellular component (GO): MAML1-RBP-Jkappa- ICN1 complex; nucleus
Molecular function (GO): DNA-binding transcription activator activity, RNA polymerase II-specific; RNA polymerase II cis-regulatory region sequence-specific DNA binding
Source: RefSeq, a predicted model, not a curated record